Messenger RNA from Seriola dumerili (greater amberjack), 4044 nucleotides. It is a transcript of the gene tlr18, whose product is annotated as toll-like receptor 2 type-1. NCBI's taxonomy places the organism in Eukaryota, Metazoa, Chordata, Actinopteri, Carangiformes, Carangidae. The record is from RefSeq and is a predicted model, not a curated record. Gene Ontology annotation, biological process: immune response; inflammatory response; toll-like receptor signaling pathway. Gene Ontology annotation, molecular function: protein binding; transmembrane signaling receptor activity. Bases 4 to 2643 code for a protein of 879 amino acids. The transcript has 3 exons. Gene Ontology annotation, cellular component: membrane.
ACAAUGAUUUGGACAUUGAUUAAUUUCAGUGCCCUCCUUCUUGGAGUGCUCACAUCCCCAACUCCAUCUUCAGACACCACUAACCCUAACCCUGACACUGAGGAAGGACGGUGUCGCAUCUACAACUCUGGUCGCUCUGCAGACUGUCUGGGAAGACAGCUCAACAGUGUCCCCUGGAGGCAGUUUCCAUCCACACUUCAAGAUGUAGAUCUCUCCUACAAUAAACUUCAAGCUGUCCAUGCUGAUGACUUCAUCCACCUCCCUCAGCUUCGCAAACUUCAGCUGACGUAUAACAACAUUUCGCACAUUGACAAUGACGCAUUUAAAAACAACCCACUGCUGGAGCAUCUUGACAUCUUCAAUAACUCCCUGCAGGAGAUUCCUGCCAGGGCUCUGACACCUCUCCUGAAUCUAAAACAGCUCUUCAUGUCCAAUAACCUUUACAAACAUGCUACUUUGGCUGAUAGCUUCUCCAAAUUUGUCAAACUGCAGGUUCUGUCUAUGGGUGGCCCUCUGGUGAUGGGUCUAAAGAAAGCAGAUUUUCAGCCCCUGAAGAACAUAAGGUUAUACGGGUUUGCAAUUAAAUGUUCCUCCUAUCUGAACUACUAUGAGCCUGGGAGUUUAGAAGUCAUCCAGACCAAGCAGAUGGGCUUUGACAUGGCCAUAGAUCAACGGCCUAAUGCUCUCCUUCACAUGAUACAUGACCUCGCCAACAAGACAUUCAGCGUCAUCCAGUUCCGCAAUCUCUUUGAGUUCAUGUACUACAAUGGGGAGGAGGACAUUUUCCAAGGUUUAAAAGACGUUACAGCCUAUCAGCUCAUCUUUCACAGAGGGAAAUUCAAUGAGAAUCUCAUGAGGAUGGCUUUGAUGAACUUACAAGUCGCCCCCAUCAAAAGGUUGAGACUUCAGUAUAUUGACUUUGCCCGUUCCCCCACAUUUAUUGACAGCGGAGCGGGUUCCAGCAUCACAGACCUGGCACUAGAUCGGUUGGAUCUUUGGUACAUCAGCAAUCCUGACAUACUGCGAUUUGACUGGCGUUUCAGCUGGUUCAACAAAAUCAAGGAACUGUCUAUUCAGUAUGUGUAUUUCAACUCUGCCCCUUGCGAUUCCUGGCUCGAGAUGGAAGGUGUGGAGUUUUUGGACGUCUCCAAUAAUCGACUACGCAAUGAGUACAUCUUCAACCAGCGGUGUGAUUACAGAGGCACCAUGCCAAAUCUUCACACCUUCAACACAAGCAACAAUGACCUGGCGAGCUUAAAAGACCUGUCGUUACUAAUAGGGGAGUUUGAGCGGCUGCAGGUGUUGGAUGUCAGUAACAACAAGCUUGGAUCUGCUGAAAACAGUCGGGACUGUGUUUGGCAGCAAAAUAUCACUAAACUUAUUGCUCACCACAAUCACUUUGUAAGUGUAGCCCUCCGCUGUCUGCCCACCACAUUGCACUACCUGGACCUGUCCUACUGUGACCUGGACCAGCUGGACAUGACCUACUUUGAGCAAGCAACUAACCUGAAAGAGCUCCUCCUGAGCGGGAAUAAAAUCAAGUUCAUCCCAUCUAAGUGGGAAAGUCUGUCACUGCAGUCACUGGCUUUGGAUGGGAAUUCGUUUGGCCUCAUUAGCAAGGCAUCCUUCCAGGACAUGCCUCAGCUAUCUAACCUGAGGGCAGGGAAUAAUCCUUACCAUUGCACUUGUGAGCUUCAUGCUUUUGUCGAGGACACGAUUUCACAGAAAAAGGUCAACCUCACAGACUGGCCUUGGAACUACAAGUGCUACCACCCAGAGCCCUUCCUCAACACAGCCAUUUCCAAAUACUUCCCAGGUCAGGUGGCCUGUGACAUCAGACUAGUUAUCAUCAUCUGUGUUGCGACCACUGCAGCGGUGAUCUUGAUACUGAUGCUGAUCUGCUAUAUUUUUGACCUCCCAUGGUACACGAAGGCCACAUAUCAGAUCAUCAGGGCCAAAUACAGAGCCCACAAGGAAAAAGCAGCAGGGGAAUUAGGGACUUUUACCUAUCAUGCCUUCAUAUCCUACAGCCACCCUGAUGCAGACUGGGUGAGGGACCAACUUUUACCCUGUUUGGAGAAGAACAGAAAUCCUUAUCGUCUGUGUAUUCAUGAGAGGGACUUCAUGCCAGGAAGGUGGAUCAUCGAUAACAUCAUUGAGAAUAUUGAAAGCAGUCGAAAGGUGAUAUUUGUCCUCUCCCGGCACUUUGUUAACAGUGAGUGGUGCAACUACGAGCUGUACUUCGCUCAGCAGAGAGCAAUGGGAAAGACCUUCAGUGAUGUCAUCCUAGUGGUGAAGGAGCCCAUUGAUCCCAGCUCCCUGCCCAGCAAGUACUGCAAGCUGAAGAAGAUGCUGAGUACUAAGACAUACCUGGAGUGGCCCCAGCAGGUCAACCAGCAGGCGUUUUUCUGGGAACAGCUCAGGAGUGUUCUGGGCAAACCGACCAUGACCCGAAAAAGGGAUCACAGUGUCAAGAGCAGGACUUCAUCUGUGGGCAGCAUUUCUGUGAUUGGGCUCCCCAAUGAGGAUGUGGGGCCAGACGUAGCAAAAAAUAACGAAAACCAAGAAGCAGAGAUCAAGCUGAUAAAAAGGAAUAAUGAUGAGUUGUCAAAUCAGAGACAAAUACCUGUGAUGGCAUUUUAACCAAAAGGGUUAAAAAAUAAAGAUUGUACAAUAGCUUACAUUUCUCUAGUAUUGUCUCAGUAAAGACCUGAACUCAAGCAACCUUUUGUGUUUGGGUUAUGCCAAGUUGGGAGCAAAAGCCACCAUCUCAUUAAGAUGACAGACAAUAACAUGAUCCCUACCUGCCCUUGGCAUUCUGUCAUGUUAUCCCCGAGGGCUGAGCUGAUGCCUACUGCUCCGCUUUCCCUCUGAGCGUCUCGGGGCAGGUGCCCCGCUGACAGGCGCUGAAAGGCCACAAACUCAACAGCUCAAAUGAGAUCUCCCAUGUCGCACUCUGGAUAACAAGCUAGGUGCCAGGACGAUGUGGUGACAGGCGCCACAAUGUGAGGGGACUGUGCUCUGUUACACUCUUGGCCCACAGAGGUAUGAGAUCAUGGAUGUUCCACUCUGAUGUCUCAGAGCCGAGUCAAAGGCCAUGCAGGCAACAUAAUACCAAUACUCCAUAGGAAUAUACAGAGAGAGAUUGGCCCCAACUGCUAACCUGCCUGGGAACAUUAUAGUCAAAAUCUCAAGUGAAUCUUAGUAGAUCAUUUGAUUCACCGAUCCAUGGUGGCUCUUGAGUACAGGCAGUGCUUAGUGAUAGAAAAGUAAAGCACACAAGUUUUAGUGCAAAGAAAGAAAUUGGGGAUUUGUAACACCCGGGGACUUUGUAUCAGCUCUUUGAGUGUGUGCUAAUUAACUCUUAAUCUUGAAGCGGCUCUCUGUAGGCCUUCUAGUGUUUCAAGUGGUCUGCUCCUGUAUUAAACUAUUACAUGCAUGGUGAGGCAAUCACUGAUUUGAUUGCUGCCAAAUGUCUGUCUUAACUUGGACUGGUUGUGCUGUUUGUCUUAAUCACUGCUUUCAACAGAUAUUUUUAAUCAACUGCUCAUGACAUGUAGAAAUAAGAGGACGAAUCCCAUCACAUGGGCAUCUUAGAAAUGUUAUUUGAAACUUAAUAAAUGUUUGGCCACUAGGGGGCAGUAGAACAGACACAUAGCCCUGACAUAUCACAAAAUGAAGUUAUCACUAAUAUGUUUGCAUGUCCACUUGAUGAACGUUAAGUUCAAUAAUCACUCUCCUUUUAGCCCUGGUCUACUGAGAAAAAUAUCUUGCUCUGUAGAUGAACAAAAACAUUUGCUUUCAACACUUUCACCAGGCGUGUCUGCAGACAUUCAACCAAAGUGAUGAUGCAGAAUUAGAGCCAAAUAUGUGCUCACUCACUAGCAGAAAAAUAAUCUUUUAAAAAAGUUUAGGAAUACCAGUGUUUAAUCAUCAUUUAAUAAUUUAUACACGUGCUUGUUAUAUCAAAUCAGGCUUCUUUAAAUCUCUAAAUGUAAUGCCUCAAAUAUCUCCAGUAAUGUAAAAUAAGGAGCAGGUUGUGUA